Physcomitrium patens is the source of this 3800-nucleotide messenger RNA. RefSeq lists its product as uncharacterized. The record is from RefSeq and is a predicted model, not a curated record. NCBI's taxonomy places the organism in Eukaryota, Viridiplantae, Streptophyta, Bryopsida, Funariales, Funariaceae.
AAUCUCGCCCCCCCCCCCCCCGGUUCUCCUCAUUCUCCCACUCAUUUCCGGGCCAUCGCUGCCUUCAUUGCACGCCUUCUCCUUCGUCUCCUUCGUCAUUGAGCGCACUAGUUUGGUCCUGACUCUCGCAGCCGAUUUGUGUACGUGUGCGCGACAACUGACGAAGUUGCUUGAAAAAUCACGUGCGAGUGUUCGCGUGGUGAGGAAUUGACUGUAGGACCGGAAGCGCAGCGGGGAAGCAACUGGGCUCGAAUGGCUCACGGGAAGACUUCGAGGAAUUUGUGGAUGUUUUAAAAUGUGGAUUCAUGCCCGGGAUUGAGUGAGCGGUGAUUUGUAGUGCUUUCACGUGGCAAGCCUGCAUGGGAGGCCCUGAUUACCCUUGUGUCGGGUGAGAGGGUGCGGAUUACUGGAGUGGAGGAUGCGUUGUCGUGGUAGGGGACUCUUUAACUACAGAGAGCAGAUUAGGGGAGAGUCAGGAAUAAUCUAUGGACAGGGCGUGAGGUUGAGUCUGUGUGAUCACUUGUUGCAUGAUCGGUAUUACGUACAGGAGUAGGUGGCGACUUUUGGAACAAAAUGUAUUAGUCGGAAAGAUGGAUGUACGAUGAUGAAAUGCGCGUGGAGCGCUAAUCUGUUUAGACCGAUAGUGACGAUUCGGGGUUUUAUCUACGCUCUAUUGAAUGUAACUCGGUCUCCAUUGAGCAAAAGGCAUUUUGAUGAUAGCUUUGUGCCGUAGCUGGCUGCUUUUUCCUUCCUUGGUCUGUCUGGUGAGUAAUCCACUUAUAAAGCCAACGCGAAUGAACUGCCUAUCGGCGCUCAGUCUCCAAAGUACUCUUAAUUCGAAGGUUCUUUUUGAGAGCACCAUUUUGGACCUCACUGUAACGUGCUAGAGUUUCUGGAGACAGUACUGAUUAGGUGAGAAGCCGUAUCUAACAAGCUAUCCAACCUGAAGAUCAUUGACUAAGAGAUGGCCGAAGGUCAUUUAACGGUGCAAAAGUACCUGGUUGGCGCCAUGACCCGUGCUGGCUUGUCCGGGCGUAUCCACAUCGUAGACGCCUUCAUCAAGCGUUCUAGACCUCCUGCAAUCGAUGCAAUUUUCGUGGGAGCAUUAGCAGGGCUUCAGAAGGACAUCAUUGAUUAUGUGAUCGGUGUUGCGGACAGGGAUGGACUUGACAAGUGCCUUCUUAUGAGCGCAGCCCGAAUUUGGAGUUGCAGGACACUUGAGGAAGUUAGGUUCUUGGCUGACGCCAUACAGAGCUUGGCAGACGCCGGAGCUGAAAGCUUCCAGCAAGCUUUGCAAGUGAGUUGUGGAGAUGCUGUCAUUGAACAUUGGAAUGGCGACAUCUUCGUGGAAAAAUCCAAGAUACUCCAAAGAUUACUGGUUUUGGGAACUAACUACAUGACCCCAGAUUUCUUCGGGCGGAUCCUAUUAAUGAUUUGUGUGACCUUUCUGUAUAAGUUAUUCAAAUACAAGGAGAAGGUCAGGCAAGGUUCACUGGGAUUGACGAAACUGCACUGCAAAUCUGGAAAGAAUCUAUGCUGCGCAACAAUUGUACAGGACAUGUUCAAAGUUUUAUCAGUUGUAUGUAAACAUGGUGCAGCUGACGUUAUCAGUAGCCGUCUUCUCGACAUUGCUGAUAGAAGCCUUGAAGAUAUUGGGCGUUUGCUGCAUAUUUCGAAUGUUUCUAUAGAAGCAAGUAGCGCGGAGUGGCCACUGAAGGCUAUUAAGUUUCUACUUAUCGACUGUGGGAUCAAAGAUUUGAGUGUCACAGUUACUGCGCUUGCUGCAUUUCAAGCAGCUCGGCUGAAUGUUCUGCUCUCAGUGGUGCAAUGUUUUCUGAAACUGCAGUGCUUCGAGGCUGUAUACGUGUAUCUGAAUUUGUCCAUAACCUUCUGUCGAAUGGACGCCAUUCAAUACCUUCUCAGCGUCAUCCACCAGUCAUCUGACACAAGAAGUUUGAUUCACGUUGUCCGGCAGGCAGCUUCCGACACGGGGGGUCCCCCACUUGGGCCACAAGGAGUUCUUUGUGCCCUUCAUUCAAACUUUUUAAUGAAUAAGGAUUUUACCAUGAAUGAAGCUGUCACACUUGCUAAAUUGCCCGAAACAGAUCCAUCUGUGAAAACAGCUCUGAGAACGGAGUGGUCACAGGAAGCUUUCGAAGCAGGUAAACAAGCUGGAGAAAGGCACUUUUUCAGCGUUAUGCUUGUAAGGAAGCAUGCAAAAUCACCUUUGCGUGUGGGCGAGCUGCCAUUAGAUUUGCAAGUUGCAAUCGGAUAUCUUCCACUAUACAAAGACUGUUCGAAUACUCCUGGCAGUCUUUUAUCGCUAAGGCAACGGGGAGAGCUACUUGCAGCAUUGCGACAACUAUACCAAGGGAGCAGAAACCCAACGUAUUCUGAAUCAGCGUUUCUGAAUGCCGACAAGCAGACGUUGUUAAGUCGUCUAGCAGCCCGUCUUCCUGCUUGGGUCUCAGGGGGAGACCUCCGACGGUGCAAUUCCUAUUGAGGUCGAGUUCGGCUAAUAUCACAGGUACUGGUAAUCGCUAUAUUGAGUACUAUGAUUUCAAAUUAGCGCCGAGGUUGUAAAGACUCUCUCUUGUCGAACAAGUCAGCCGAUAUUCAGCAACUAUAGGAGCGUAUCUUCGAACUGUUUCUGAGCCCAGUCUACACUAGGAGUUUGAAGAAUUUGUACUUAAAAGACCUGGUCAUUCAUAUUAUCGCGAUCUUUGAUGAUGGUGGUUUUUUGCUCCUGUUAAAUCGAAGGGUGUUGAAAUUUCAUCAAUAUUGAAAUGACUUGAUAACUCUGCCGCCGCCUUUCACUAUAGACUUCUGGAAUCGAACGGCCACUCAUUGAAUGAGAUUACUGGUUCCUCUUACAAAAGUUGUAAUGUAUCAUGAGACUGAUGUAAUCCCCGUUUUAGUGUAGGGUAACGAAUUUGCUUCUUUGUUAAAUGAUAAUCCCUGAAGCUAGAAACUCGUCGCAUGCCUUUGACGAUAUCUUUUAUCCACCAUCUUCGACUUGUGGAUCCUCAAGUUUUCUGAAUGGGACUGGUACGACGAAAUAAUUGAGUCCAACUACAUUUUUCCCGACAUUUGCGUUAUCGUGACGUUGAACAUGUUAAUCAAUUAAUUAAUUUGUGCGUGUAGACAUUGGUGUCAUUGAUUCACUUAGUAUGCUACUCCAUCGAACGUGAGUACCCUGGUUCAACAUACUAUGGAAACUCUUCCGUUCCAAUCCGGGAUGAAAGAAAGAAGUCUAGUAUUAUCUUACAUGAACAUCGUAUUACGUAACCUGGUUGAGAGUUGACGGUUGUAAACCUUAAUGUCGGGGUGUCUUCCGCAUGUUUAAUAUUGUGCGACAGCACCUACUACCUAUUUUUACAGGAAAAAUGGCACAUAUACUGGCAUUCUCUAGCCUUUCAAUUUGUAACGUGGCGAUGAGGGAUGGUACUCUGAUGAAUCACCAUUUUUGUUUCCGAGUGCGGAAUCUACAAUCUAGAAUCCAGAUAAGGCCACUCCUUUUUGCGGUUUCGGUGCAGAUUUUAGUAUAGCUACGUGUCAUUCACUUGGAAGUUGAGAUUGCAUCACCCUUUCUUGUCAUUUGGCAGCCCUAAUUCCCUGUCUCAGUGCGUGGUGUUUAACUGGCAAUUUGGAGCAGCGUCCGCUGCGCAGCUGAUCCUUGUUGAAUCAUGAUACUGGCUUAUGUCAUACGGAUCAUGUACUCCGUGACUCAGAAAUGUCAAUGUCCUUGACUGUUGCAUAAUGACAAUGGCGGCUUUUCUGCCUCCGACAAAUAUACUCCA